AUGGAGCAGAAAUUGCGCAAUCGAAGAGAAGUCUAUACACCUGCAGACUACAUUCCUAUAAUUCAAUCUGCAAGACAAUGUCCGAGUCCCUAUGAGACAAUUAUCUGUCAUAGUGAUGAUUUUUAUGCUUUUCAUCCAGUAUACUACAAAAGUAUUCGCCCUGGCAACAAAAUUGGCAAUCGCUAUGUUAACGAUGUAGUUGCAUUUCAGUAUACACCUAAUGGAAUUAUUCAUUACAAACUGUGCUUUCAAGACGAAUGGGCUGAAUUGCCUGUACGACCAAAACGUUUGGAAUCACUGCCAGACCAUCCCAAACUGUACACAGGGCCAAUUCCAAUUGAAGCUUCAAAAUACACCCACUUGCAAGAACUAAAAGAACUGAUUCCACAAGAUUAUCGUCAAUUCUAUGAGAAUUUAGUUCACAAAUAA
Molecule: messenger RNA, 429 nt
Organism: Parnassius apollo (apollo)
Lineage: Eukaryota; Metazoa; Arthropoda; Insecta; Lepidoptera; Papilionidae
Source: the annotation of a GenBank genome assembly